CUGAAGACUGGAUCAUUCUCUGCGCUUCUUCGUUCCACACAAUUUACACUACCUUUUCCUCGUCAUGUACGUAUCCUCUCUUCCUCCUUGGUGUAUAAAUACCACUCAACUUUAGUCUCCAAAAGGUCCAACCAAAUCACAUAUCUAACGAGAAAGGUAAUACUGAUUAAGGUAGGUAGCAGUGGAGACCGGAGAAGAUGGGCAAGAAGAAGCUUGCCCCAUUGUCAUUGUUCCUGGCAAUCCUCCUCAUCACCUGCUGUGAGAUGGUGGAGGAGGUUGGGGCGAAGCUGGUGUGCGAGAUCUACUGGCCCCUGUGCAUCGAGAAGUGCUACAAGUCGGGCAACUGCAUGCGCUGCUGCAAGAACUGGGGCUUCGUCCACGGCCGCUGCAACCCCUUGCGCGGCAUGGGCUGCUACUGCUGUGCUGACGACUCUGACCCCCGUGAUGCCGCCCUCCGCCGUCGCUACCAGUACCAGCAGCAGCAUAAGAUGGUCUCACCGCCGCCAGAAUCCUGACCACCACCUGCUUGCAUGAGAUAGCUCCCUUCAGUGCUUCAGUCAGUAGUACAUAUCAUCUAAGCUGUGGAAGAGUCAAUUCAGUCUAGCAAACAAGCAAUGCAUGCCUGACAGAAUGACUGGAUCCUGUUGGCUAAUAAGUAUGUUGCGUCCCAA
Molecule: messenger RNA, 671 nt
Organism: Triticum aestivum (bread wheat)
Lineage: Eukaryota; Viridiplantae; Streptophyta; Magnoliopsida; Poales; Poaceae
Exons: 2
Coding region: 198-515 (105 amino acids)
Source: RefSeq, a predicted model, not a curated record